UUGUUAUACUCUGUCAUGACAGUGAAGAUGGUAUUGCCAUCGAAACUACUGCUCCAGCUCUUGGAGAGCCCAUGGACCUGAUGACAGCUCUUCAACUUGUGAUGAAGAAAUCACUUGCCCAUGAUGGGCUUGUUCGUGGGCUCCAUGAAGCUGCCAAGGCAAUUGAAAAGCAUGCGGCACAACUUUGUAUUCUGGCUGAGGACUGCAACCAGCCUGACUAUGUCAAGUUGGUCAAAGCACUUUGUGCUGACCACAAUGUGCAUUUAGUAACAGUACCAAGUGCAAAAACUCUUGGCGAGUGGGCUGGGGUAAGUAACUACUUGUUAACAAAGUCUAUGUCUUUUCUUGGCUUUCACGUGUAGCAGAUUAUUCUGAAA
Molecule: messenger RNA, 377 nt
Organism: Elaeis guineensis (African oil palm)
Lineage: Eukaryota; Viridiplantae; Streptophyta; Magnoliopsida; Arecales; Arecaceae
Source: RefSeq, a predicted model, not a curated record